AUGACCAGGAUCUACCAACUCAAACCCACAGCUCCACUAACAUUUCUCCUCUCUGCCUCAUCUUCCCAGGAUGCUGUUCUGCCACUCUGUGUGUUCCUAAGUCUGGGGGCUUCUGGGUAUUGUAGUCUCCAAGACAAGCAGACUGACUUUGGCCUGCGAGUGUUUGCCGAGGAGGCCUCCAGGAACCAGGGGAGAAACCUGGUCCUCUCCCCCUACGGAGUGGCCUCCGUCCUGGGCAUGGCUCAGCUGGGUGCUGCGGGCAAAAUGCUGAAGAACCUGAAAUCCAAGAUGGGCUUCUCUCUGCAAGAGCGGGGCAUGCUGAGGCAGCAGAGGCUGCUCCAGAGGGACCUGUCCAGCGAGGAGGGCGUGGAAGUGGCCGGCAGCGGCGUCAUGGUGGAGAGGAAGAUGACCCUGGAGAAGGGCUUCCGCCGCUCCCUGGGGAAAGCCUUCCAGAGCUACCCCAACCAGCUGGACUUCACCAGGCCCGACCAGGCCCUGCAGAUCAUCAACGCCUGGGUGGACGACCACACACCGCCGGGCACCAUCCCUGACUUCCUCCCCGCCGGCUCCCUGACGGAUGAGACUCGGCUGGUCCUGCUGAACGCGCUCCACUUCCAGGGCCUGUGGAAGGUGCCCUUCGAUGACAGGAUGACAGAGGAGCGCCUCUUCACCUGCGCCAACGGCAGCCAGGUGCCAGUUCCCAUGAUGAGGCUGAUCAACAAGUUCCACUAUGGUGAGUUUGUCACCCCCGAGGGCGUGGACUAUGACGUCAUCGAGGUUCCGUACGAGGGCGACUCACUGAGCAUGCUCCUGCUCUCCCCCUUCGAGGCCGAGGUGCCACUGAGCGCGCUCACCGGGGAGCUGAACAGACAGCGUAUGCAGCAGUGGAGAGAGGAGCUGAGGAACGUCAAACGCCAGCUGGCCCUGCCGAGGUUCACAAUGGACUCUGACUUAGACCUGAAGGCCACUCUCACCAGCAUGGGGCUGGGGGAUCUGUUCAACCUGGCAACCGCUGAUUUCUCCCGUAUCACCAAUGAGGAAAGACUGUGCGUGUCCAAGUUCCUGCAGAAGGUCAAGCUCGAGGUGAAUGAGGAAGGAACAAAAGGGUCGGCUGCCACAGCCGCCAUCUUGUUCUCCCGCAUGGCUGUGGAGGAGCUGACUCUGAACCGACCCUUUCUCUUCCUCAUCCAGCACAAACCCACAGGUGCUGUCCUGUUCGCCGGACAGGUCAACCAGCCACAGGAACACUAGCCGACCAAUCAGAACCACCGGAACAAUGACUGAGACACAAUGACCAAGGACUGUCCUAUCAUUCCAUUGGCAGGGGCUGCUGUCAAUCAACUUGCUACUGAGACCGACUACAGCACACCAAAACAUGACUAUUCACUAUGAAGAUGACCUACUUAAUUUACACACCUCAUGUAAUGGAUGUCGUUCAAUUGACAUGAAGGGAAAUUAAUAUAAUCAGGGCUAUUGCCAACUGUCACUUAUUGGUAAUAUUAUAUUUGGAGAUCUUGAUUGUUUUGUUGAAAUUUCUAUUCAAAUAGUUUCAAACUGUAUUUUUACAAUAUUUAUAUAUUUAUUAAAGUUUUAAUAAAUGUUUU
Molecule: messenger RNA, 1604 nt
Organism: Osmerus eperlanus (European smelt)
Lineage: Eukaryota; Metazoa; Chordata; Actinopteri; Osmeriformes; Osmeridae
Gene: serpine1
Product: serpin peptidase inhibitor, clade E (nexin, plasminogen activator inhibitor type 1), member 1
Biological process (GO): negative regulation of vascular wound healing; negative regulation of plasminogen activation
Molecular function (GO): serine-type endopeptidase inhibitor activity
Source: RefSeq, a predicted model, not a curated record